AUUUAGAUCAGAUACAGAUUUUACCAAACCUGCACUCUGCAGAGCUAGAGCAAAAUUUUAGUAAAAUUAAGAGAAGUGCCAGCCCCAGCUCAGUCACUCUGAAGACGCUUGGUUACAAAAGUAGAGACAGAUCUCAGUUGAAGAAUGGCUAACCCACUCCCAGCUGUUGCAUUUGCUAUUGGUGUUUCUGCAUUCCUCUUUAACUUUGCAAUCCACAGAAUUGAUGAAGGUCAUGUUGGUGUGUAUUACAGGGGUGGUGCCUUAUUACAGUCAACCAGUGGACCAGGAUUCCAUGUCAUGAUUCCAUUUAUCACCUCAUAUAGAAGCGUACAGACCACAUUACAAACAGAUGAGGUUAAGAAUGUGCCUUGUGGAACAAGUGGAGGAGUUAUGAUCUAUUUUGACAGGAUAGAAGUUGUGAAUCAACUCUCACAGAAUGUGGUUUAUGAAACCGUCAAAAACUAUACAGCGGACUACGAUAAGACACUGAUAUUCAAUAAAGUCCACCAUGAACUCAACCAGUUUUGCAGUGCUCACAAUCUACAAGAAGUCUACAUUGAACUUUUUGAUCAAAUUGAUGAGAAUUUAAAGAGAGCAUUGCAAGAGGAUUUAACUAGCAUGGCACCAGGUCUUACAAUUCAGGCUGUCCGUGUUACUAAGCCAAAGAUUCCUGAGAGCAUUAGAAAAAACUAUGAACUUAUGGAGAAUGAGAAGACCAAACUACUUAUUGCUGCCCAACAUCAGAGAGUAGUAGAGAAAGAGGCAGAGACAGACAGGAAGAGGGCUGUCAUUGAGGCAGAGAAGAUCGCUCAGGUUGCCGAGAUCACAUUUUCACAGAAAAUCAUGGAGAAAGAGAGCGAACAAAGAAUAUCAACAAUUGAAGAUGAAACACAUCUAGCCAAGAUGAAAGCCAGAGCUGAUGCACAGCUUUAUACAUCUAUCCAAGAAACAAAAGCUAAUCAGGAGAAACUCACUCCUCAAUAUCUUGAGAUGUUGAAGUACCAGGCACUAACAGCCAACACUAAGAUCUACUUUGGCAAUGAAAUCCCUAACCUCUUCAUGAUGGGAAACAACCAAGAAGAACCAAAGACACCAUAAACAUCUGGGCCUUCUGGAGGCACUUCUCUUUCAAAUCUACCAGGGCUUCUUCCCUGGAUCUUUGGCCGUUGUGCCCCCAUGCUCACAAAAAAGUUAAGAAAAUCAGCCCCCCCCCCCAUCUCAUUGCAUAUCAUUGAUGGUGUGAUGAAACUGACAAUCUCAGGAUUAUUGUUUUAAGGGGUUGUUUCACAAAGAUUUUAAGAGUGACUUAUAAAUGUUGCUUUUGAAUUCCCAAUAGUAUGUGGUUUGCAACCCAUCACCGCAUUAGUAUUAUGUGUAACAUAUGUGCAUUUUGGCACUUGGGUUUGACUGCAAGUCAGACUUGCCUCUUUGUGAAACAGCUCUCGGAGACUGAAAAACACAGCUCUUCCAGAACAUCAUGCAAUACGGACCCUGUAACAAAGAGACACAACACAUACAAUGAUAUUUACAAUUGAUUGUAACUUCAUUGUUUGCUGUAGUUGUACAGUUACAGCUAAUUGUGUUAUCGAUCGCAUCUUUUGUGUUACAGGGUCAUGGUGUUAUUGUCUCAUCAGAGAUUUUACAAAAGAGAUUCAGUUUUGUUACCACCAUCAAUGAUGUGUGAAAGUGUUCAUAUAUGUUCUCUAAAUGUUUUGUUGUUUAUAAUUCUGAUUGCAUUCAACCAGGCUGUGCCAGCAGCAGCGGCAGCCUCUGGCUUUGCCCAAGAUUCCAUCCAUUCAA
This is a messenger RNA of Lytechinus variegatus (green sea urchin), 1800 nucleotides long. RefSeq names its product erlin-2-like. Gene Ontology annotation, molecular function: ubiquitin protein ligase binding; cholesterol binding. The transcript has 12 exons. The coding region runs from base 145 to 1098 and encodes 317 amino acids. Gene Ontology annotation, cellular component: endoplasmic reticulum membrane; endoplasmic reticulum. Lineage: Eukaryota; Metazoa; Echinodermata; Echinoidea; Temnopleuroida; Toxopneustidae. The record is from RefSeq and is a predicted model, not a curated record. Gene Ontology annotation, biological process: SREBP signaling pathway.